Molecule: messenger RNA, 5787 nt
Organism: Xiphophorus hellerii (green swordtail)
Lineage: Eukaryota; Metazoa; Chordata; Actinopteri; Cyprinodontiformes; Poeciliidae
Product: von Willebrand factor A domain-containing protein 5B1-like
Exons: 20
Coding region: 447-4619 (1390 amino acids)
Source: RefSeq, a predicted model, not a curated record
UUGUAUAUAUUGGAGUUAAGAGUGAAGUUGAGACCAUAUUUGCAGGGACACAUGGGUUUGCAUACUAACAGACCACUGAUUGCAAAGCUGAUGCAUAGGGUAAUAAGUGAAGACGUUAAUGAUUGACCAAACCUGUUCUGCACAAUCUGUCAGAGGCGGUUGCUAAGAGCUGCAGAACAGGUGACAGGAUGGUUGCAUGUUCUACAGACAAUGUGUGCUUAUAUGAACCAUCCUGGCCUGCAUAUAAAUGUCAAAAGUGAUCUUGUUCAUUUUUUUAUGCUCUCAGCCUGCUUCUGAUGAACAAAGAUUAUCAUGAUUGUUUGAUGAGUGAAAAUGACAGACUUUACAUGCAAGCUCACAUACGUCUCCUUUUCUGUAUCUCUGAGCUCUGUGGCUGUAAUUCAGUGCUUUCAGCGCAUUGAAGGUUUUUCUGAUACUGAAGCAACAUGGUGGGCCUGAGAAACCGUUCUACGUGGGAGCCAUUGUUGCUAAAGGCCUCAUGCAUCAAGUCUUGUGCCAAUGGUUGCUCCAUGGGCAUCACUGCACAACUCACAUACGCCAAUGCUGACACAGAGUCUGUGGAAGGUGUGUUUGUGUACCCUCUUGAGGAAAAGGAGGUUGUGGUGGGCUUUGAGGCCAUGAUUGCAGGGCGGCUGGUGGGAGUGCAGAUCCAGAGCAGAGGAAAGCUGAAGGACUGCUGCUUGGAGUGCUGCCCUGGAUCUGGUCUUGAUGGACACUAUGGGAGCGGCCAGGAGUGGAGAUGCUGCUGCGGGAUGUCUGGCCUGGACAUACAAUGCACCAACGGACACCUGAUUUUGGAUGAAGACCUGGAAAGAACCACAUUCAUUGUGGGUUGUGGAGUUAUUGGCCCCAUGGACAUAGUGUCUGUCAUCAUCAGCACCACACUAGAACUCCCUACUUUGGAAAAUGGAGCUAUCCGUAUCGUCUACCCAACGCUGCUUACUCCGGUUGUAACCGGCCAGUUGACUGCAAGCAAAAGUGAAAAUGGAGGAAAGUCUGAGGAUACUGGAGCAACCAGCUGUUUCGGUGCUACCUCAGGGAAGCAGGAUCGGGCUGUAGACUCUGAGCAGCAGUGCUCUCAUGGCCUCUUUUCCAGUCCUGCUGUCAAUCUGGCACCGUAUGAACUCAACUUCCAGCUGCUGGUUAGAGGCGCCUGUCUGCUGGCCGGCUUGGAGAGCCCUACACAUGCUCUGAGAGCAGAUGCAGAUCCUAGUGCCCAAAGUGCAUCUGCUACCUAUAUUACUUUGGCUCAGGAGCAUCCGUAUGAUAGACACAUAGAGAUAAUAUUGCACCUCAGUGAACCUCACAGUCCAUUGGUCAUUCUGGAGAAAGGCAGACUGUCCUUCAGCCGGUAUGAACAACAGAUCUGCUCUCGCCGAGAUUACAUUCGAUACACACGCAAAGACUCAGAACCUGAGAAAAGGCUGGAGUACAUCCGUAGACGAUACCACAAAGACAUCCUCUGCAGCCCCGUCCUCAUGCUCAACUUCUGUCCUGACUUACUGUCCGAGCCUCUGGAGCUGCACAAAGCUACCAGAGAGUUGCUGUUCCUAAUCGAUCGCAGCGGCAGCAUGAGUGGCACUAACAUACAACGUGUGAAGGAAGCCAUGGCAGUGGCCCUGAAGAGUCUACCCACUGGUACGAUGCUCAACAUAGCUGGCUUUGGGACCACCAUCAAGCCUCUGUUUACCUCCAGCAAGCUCUGCACUGAUGUGACUCUAAUGCAGGCCUAUGAGUACAUCCAGAGGAUGAGAGCGGAUAUGCGCGGGACCAACCUUCAGGGGGCGCUGUCCUGGCUCUACCAGCAGCCCAUGCAGCGUUCAUAUCCACGGCAGGUCUUUAUCAUCACUGACGGCUCCAUCAGCAAUGUGGCUAAGGUGCUGGAGUUGGUUCGCAGAAACACAUGUGCUGGCAGAUGCUUUGGCCUCGGCCUCGGUCCCCGAGCCUGCAGGAGGCUCCUUCAGGGAAUUGCCAAACUGACUGGAGGGACCACAGAGUUCUUCGAUGAUGAAGAAAGACUCCAGCCCAAGUUAAUCAAGUCUCUAAAGAAGGCCUUUGAACCUGUUCUGACGGAUGUUCGGAUUGACUGGUACCUGCCAGAGAACAUGGAGGCCCUCCUUUCACCCAAUGAAAUUCCUCCAUUGUACUCCGGAGAUCGCCUAGUUGGAUACUGCACUCUUUAUGACAUGACAAAUUUCAAAGCAAAGAAGACAGAGUGCCAAGAAAGGGACUACAGAGGUGUGCACCAUGACUCCGUGGGUUCUGUUUUUACCCAUUCGAAUGAUGAGCUUUCACCGCCUCCUUCAUCUGAGUUCAUGCCUGUGGUGAUGCAUUCCGACAGAACCGAGCUGGAGGAGGCUCUGAGAGAAAUUUCAAGAGAAAUUUCAUCUGAGUUUUCUUGUGCCAGAGACACUGACCUUGGAAUAAGCCCAGGUGUGGAGCUGGAUUGGUCCAGUGAUAUAAGGCGGAGGAUCCAGCAGAGCUCCUACAUUCAGGAGCAGUACGUUCUCACUCACUGCUCCCUGAGCAGCGAGCGAAGUCUUCAGACACAGUCCCACAUACACAUUCAUGCCUCAAGCUCUGACUCUGCAGGUGGGGGCUUUCUUUCUGAUACCCAUUCCUCUGGUCCAGUAUUGGAAACAGGGUCUUUACCACAAGGCCUUGAGAGGAUGGCUCCUCCAGAGCCAUCAUCCUUAUCUCGCUGGGCGGACCCAGCAUGGCAACAAAACCUUUCAGCGGACACUCCUGACAAUGUUGCUAAAAAAAAUGGGCAUCUGGAUGGAGGCGACGAGUCUCGAAGAAGACAGAAAGCAUUAGCUCGUUCUACAAUGGCAGCAAGGAGUUUUUCAUCACCACAGGGUGAACUGGAAAUGCAUCGCCUCCGGAGAGCUCUUGAGAGGGUCUCCUUUGACCAGACUCUUGGAGGACGAUUGGAUGAAAGUGAGGGAGAAACAAGGCCUUCAUCAAGAGGGACAGUUUCCCACAGAAGCCUGUCUGACUCCAACGGACUCCUGUUUCCUGCUUCGCCCCUGGACUGGGACAGCCUCACUGACCCAGAGUAUCUAUUUACUGCUGCUCAGCCUGAAGAUCCUCCCUCAGGUCAGUGUCGCUCCAUCAUUCAUGGUCUGCUGAGUGGCAAACCUGUGUCCUGGGAGGUUACUGUGGACAUGGGACAUCUCUGGCCACCGGAAGACCAGGACACCACUGGAGUCAAUGAAUGUAGAAUUGGUGGAGACGAUGUAGGAAAGCCAUGGGAGGAGAUCAUUCACCACCUGACGGCUCGCUCAGUAAUAAGGGACUUUGAAAAGCUGGCAGAAAAAGAGAGUGAAACUGGACAUGGGUCAGGUAAACGGUAUCGCAUGAAGGCUAUUCAGACAAGCAAGCACUGUAACAUCAUAUGCAUGUACACAGCCUUCACCAUUACCAAUGGCAGCACAAGCAAAGGCUUGACUGAGAGCACAGACGUCCGAAACACAGGAAUUCAUAUGGGGAACAGGCAAACUUCUCAGCCUGGAGGUCGCAGGCAGGGGGUUUAUUCUGCCGGUCUGGGAAGACGGCGGAUCAGCGGCGAAAGUGAAGAGGCUGAAGACACCUGGAACUUUACAGACGCAGGUGGAUUCUGUUCCAUGGCUACUGUAACAACAGGGAUGUCGUGCAAUCGUUCACAGCGCUCUAUAGAGAGCAAGUCAAUGGAGAGCUUCUUUAGUACCAGGUUCCAGCUGGGUCGACUCAGGUCCUCUAUUUCAUCCGGAAAACAGGUUCCCCUCAAAUCUCACUGUCUAUCAGCAGAGACCGACAAACAGCCAGAGAGUGAAACUCCAGACUACCAGCCCCUGGUGCAUUUACAACUUGCAUCAGGGGCUUUUCUCCUGACGGUGAUGUACUCAGAGUGUGUCCAAAUCCCCCUGGACCGCCUUAAGAGAGCAUCACCUUACAGCCUUCACCGACGUAGCCUCAGCCCAGCUUUUCGCUGCACUUCUCCCAGCGCUCCCUCUUUGUCCACCUCUGCCAAGCCCCCAGGUGCUCCCACGAUUCACCAUGUCACCUUUUCUCCUUCCUCGUGCUCUCUGGCCAAACCGGGUGCUCCUCCCUUCCACCACACUCCAGUGGACAACCCUUUGAUUUUGGAGUCGAGGCUUCUGCGAAAACAUUUGUCGGACCGAGACCCUGUCACCUCUCCCCCUGAUCUCCCGAGCUCUGAGGAGGGAUCCUUGGAGCUGUCUACUGGUCCCUCUCACAGUCAAAGCCUUGGACAAGCAGACAGCGGCCGUGGUUCAGAGACUGAUAUAUACGAGGGGACUUCAGCAGAGCUAGCAGACCUCCUGGGUAGCAGCCAGUUGGCUCAGGAAGAUCUAGAAGGUUCCACCUGGGCCACCGCUGUAGCUCUGGCGUGGCUGGAGCACCGGUGUGCUGGCUACUUCAUGGAGUGGGAGCUGGUGGCAGCAAAAGCAGAUUUCUGGUUGCGCUGUCAGAAACUGCCAGAGGGAGUGGACCUUGCAGGGCUAAGAGGAGCAGCCAGACAGCUGUUUCUGCUGCUGCGCCACUGGGAUGAAAACAUCAAGUUCAACAUGCUGUGUUAUAACCCCAAUAAUAUGUGAGACAGUCAGUUCAGAGGUACAAAAACAGAUCCACAGUCAUGUGGAAAAAUUAGGACACCCCAACUAUUUUUUAAAUAUUUUGGUUGAUUUGUAAUUAGCAAGAAUUUUUGAUAAAAAUGUGUUUGUUUGUAAAAUUUGUUUAUAAGUAAACAAAAAUGAAAAUUGUUUUCCUUAUUAAAGAAAGGAAAUAAAUGAGCAAAAAGUUAGAACACUCCACCCACUAGAAGCUAGUUUUUGCCCCUUUGACUGAAAUGACUUCAGUUACUGCUUGUAUCCACCUGCCAGUCUCUGACAUUGCUCUGAGGAAAGUUUGUCCCACUCCUCACAUUCAGCUGAGAGAUGUUUGAGGGGUUUUAAGUCACUCCACAAUGUCUCACAAAAAUCUGAUCUGGGCUUUGACUUUCCAUUUCUUAAUGGUCUUUGGUGAAUUCACUGUUAAUUUGGGGAGCACUGUCAUUAUGGAAGGACCGGUUCUGCUUCGUCUUUAGUUGAGUAAAACUUGUGCAGUCUCAAAUUUGUGUUCACUCUCACUUCAACAGACAAGAUCACACCAGAUAUAAAUGACUGAGGUUUAAACUGGGCAAAUCGCCUUGAAAAUGUUGGCUAACAAUGUUCCAGUCAUUUGCACUUGAUAAAAAGUAAUAAAUGUGAGACAGUCCUAAUUCAUUCCUAAUCAGAAAUAGCAUUUUUAUUUCAUUUUGUAUAAAAUGUAUAUCUUUUCUCUUUUUUAGUUUUAUCUUAUGUAUAUUACUUGAAUUACCUGAUAUGAAAUAUCCAAAUGUCCAAGCUCAAUAGAAAGAGACAUAGGCUAUUGUAGGGUGUCUUACGUUUUUCACGACUGGAUAACAAAAGCUGUACUUUAUUAGUUGAUACUGUAAAUCAGUGCCAAAUCCACCCCAAUUUACAAAAGUGACCUUUUAUUAUAAAUUUGCUUUAUGCAAACACAGGAAUGCCUUGACCAUCUGAAUAAGCUUUUCGUAGUUUAGACUGUAGCUUAAAGUCUAUGUUAUGUACACUAUGCCAAACAAAGAAUCAGUCAAUGAUUGUCAUGUUGGCUAUUAGAUAAACUGAUGAAAGUUUAGCUCACACAAUCAACAUAAUAAAACAACAUAAUGGAAACUAAGCAUUUGCUGUACUGUGUACAAAAGGAAUAAAAGUUUUAAUCUGU